GGAGGUAAUGAUGGCCUUUUUGGGAAGAAACUCUUCCAGAAAUACUUCCUUUUAUUCUAUAAGGAGAGAGAGAGAGAGAGAGAGAGAGAGGGCUGAGUUGGAGUGGUUGAGAUUCUCAUCCGAUUCGAAGAAAGCAAAAGGAAAUUUUGCUAAAGAAAAUAAUGUUUUGAUCCACUUUUUCGAAAUAUGUUCAUUUUUUUUUUAUUUGUCCAGUUUUUAGUUUAUAUUUGUAAAGAAAUUCUCUCUCACUCAGGAAACACCAAAUCGAAAGAGAAGCAAAAACAUCUCUCCUUUUUUGUUUCUUUCAAGUGAAGAGUUAAUAUCACCCACCACUAAAGACUCCUGCCCCUGUACUCUGUACUCAUGGAUCUAGCUUAGCUCUGCCUUUCUCCAUUAAUUGUCUAAACAGGAACAGAUUUUCUUUACAGGAAAAUGGCAGCUGAGAGGCCCAGCUCCAGGGGCCAAGCAUGGUUUUGCACUACUGGGUUGCCAAGUGACGUUGUAAUGGAGGUGGAAGAUAUGACCUUUCAUCUCCAUAAGUUUCCUUUGAUGUCAAAAAGUCGAAAGCUUCACCAGCUAAUAACCGAGCAAGAGACAAACCAAACAUACGCGGCGGAAAGAGGAGGACGAGAAGGGGAAGAGCAUGAACCUGAUAGAGAUGAAAUCGAGGAAGUUCACUGUCAGAUUUCGCUCCAGGAUUUCCCGGGCGGCUCUGAGACUUUCGAGAUGGCCGCCAGGUUCUGCUACGGCGUCAAGGUCGAUAUCACUUCUUCCACCGUUGCCCCGCUUCGUUGCGCCGGAGAGUUUCUCGAGAUGACGGAAGAGUAUUCGGAAGACAAUUUAAUUUCCAAGACAGAGCGGUUUCUCUCUCAAUCUGUGCUCAAGAAUCUCAAGGAGUCAACAAAAGCAUUAAAAUCGUGCGAGAAAGUAAUGCCUCUUGCAGAGAGCUUAGGCAUUACGCAGCGAUGCAUCGAUUUCAUUGCUUCCAGAGCCUCCUCCGCUGAUCCCACUCUUUUUGGCUGGCCGGUUAGUGAUGGAGCUAAUGACAAUAGAGCCACAUCCAAUCAGGCCUUAUGGAAUGGGAUUGAAUCAGCGGUGCGUAGAAAGGGAGCCGUCUCUGCCUCCACCGUAGCUGCCUCUGUCGGUAGAGGUGCGGACUCAUGGUUUGAGCAUUUGGCCCUUUUGAGCUUGCCUUUGUUUCAGCAAUUGAUUCUUGCCAUGAAAGCGCAAGAUGUGAGUACAGAUAUUAUAGAGAGCUGCCUAAUGUACUAUGCGAAGAAGUACAUUCCAGGCAUAUCGAGAAUGAAUCGCAAGCCAUCUUCGUCUUCCUCUAUAGCCUCAGAGAGCGAGCAGAGAGAGGUAUUAGAGACUAUAAUUUCAAAUCUUCCACUGGAGAAAAGCUCCAAAUCUUCCACGGCAACAAGGUUUCUAUUCGGCUUAUUAAGAACCGCAACCAUAUUAAACGCAUCCGAAUCGUGUCGCUCCGCUUUGGAAAAGAAGAUCGGUUCACAACUGGAGCAAGCUACACUUGAUGAUCUAUUGAUUCCUAGCUAUUCAUAUCUUAACGAGACUUUAUACGAUGUAGAUUGCUUGGAGAGAAUCUUAAGCUACUUCUUGGAUGGACUGGAAGAAAGAAAUGCAGAUGGAAUUGAAGCAGAGGAGAAUGGUGAUCACAAUGUGAGAUCGCCGGGUUUGAUGCUGGUCGGAAAAUUAAUCGAUGGCUAUCUGGCUGAAAUUGCCUCCGAUGCGAAUCUGAAACCUGAUAAAUUCUACAAUCUGGCAAUCUCUUUACCAGAGCAAGCUAGGCUUUUCGACGACGGUCUUUACAGAGCCGUCGACGUCUAUCUCAAGGCGCAUCCAUGGAUAUCGAAGGCGGAGCAGGAGAAGAUUUGUGGAGUGAUGGACUGCCAAAAGCUAACAUUAGAGGCGUGCACGCACGCGGCACAAAACGAGAGGCUUCCGCUGCGUGCAGUAGUUCAAGUUUUGUUUUUCGAGCAAUUACAACUCCGACAUGCAAUCGCCGGGACAUUGAUUGCGGCAGAUGCGGCUCCGCAUGAUUCCAUGAGACCUUCGUUGUUGAGACGGGAACGGGAAGGGGUAGAGGAGAGAGCAGUAUCGGCUGCUCCUGCGGCGGGAGCGGGGGAGGCACAGGACAGCAGCAGUAACUGGAGGGCAGCAGUGAGGGAGAAUCAGGUGCUGCGACUGGACAUGGAUAGCAUGAGGACGCGAGUUCAUCAGCUGGAAAGAGAAUGUUCGACAAUGAAAAAAGUGAUCGAGAAAGUUGAUAAAGAGGGCCCACGUGGGUGGAGAGGUUCCCUGACGAGGAGGUUUGGGUGCAAGUUCAAGACUCAAGUGUGUGAUUCUCAUGAACAGACGGUGGUAAAUACGAGUAAGGGAAGAUACCAUCAUCACCAACAAUAGGGCUUCCCAUAGGUGAACACGACAUGUCGUUAAUUGUUUUGUUGUCUCGUUUAAGUUGACCAAUCUACACUUUGUAGACGAGUGGCCUUCAUUUGCUAUGCCUAUGUAAUCUGCUGGCAGUGCCACGUAAAUUGGAAAAAAAAUAAUAGUAAUAUUUUUCAAAGAGGUCAAAUUCUGACCAAUUAUUUA
Molecule: messenger RNA, 2610 nt
Organism: Hevea brasiliensis (rubber tree)
Lineage: Eukaryota; Viridiplantae; Streptophyta; Magnoliopsida; Malpighiales; Euphorbiaceae
Product: BTB/POZ domain-containing protein At5g66560-like
Exons: 4
Coding region: 433-2421 (662 amino acids)
Molecular function (GO): protein binding
Source: RefSeq, a predicted model, not a curated record